UCCCAGUUUCCCGGCAUGCUCAGCCGAUUUCAGGCUCUUGCACUCGCCACCCUCCGACUCAGUUGGUGUUUUGACAGUGUCCGUGUCUUUUUUGUUUUCUCCGUUUUGGUGUUGUUAUUAUUUUCCCAUUUUUUCUCAUCACUCCGUGGACUUGUAACCUACCCGUUUUUGACGGUUUUAUAACUUCGCUGGUGCUGUUAGUGUAGUAUUUCGUGCGCGCGGCAUUCGUUUCCACAAGGUUCGCUUUCGUCAUCGUUGGGUCCGCGAAUCGAACCGUGUGCGUUUUAUUUCCGGUUUUCCACCCACGGGCGGCUUUUUCGCUGGACGAUGCUGUGAGGGAUGUCACUCUGUUUUCCGUUUGCAGUGACAUGUAUUAGCAUCGCUCGUCGGACGCUACUCGACACUCCGAUGUUUACUUUCUUUGACCUACAUUCGUCUACUAUCACAGGUUCCUCGCCGCAGCUUCCUUAACUUUAACAUUUAAAUUAAUUAUCCAUGCCGGUUUCGUUUGUAAAAAUAUGUUCCGCCUUUCUGGGCACCAUAUACUUCAUUCUAUUUUUUGAAUGACGACGAUCAUGAGUCGCGCCACCCUCGGGGUCUGAGGACCGAAGGGGUCGGGAAUCUAGUUCGAAACGAACGCAUUUGGCUGCGUGCAACGCUCCGUGGACUGAAGUCAGCCGACGCUUCUCGUUUUCGGCUUCGUAACAUGUGUGACCGGGGAAGAAUGAACCGUUGUGGAGCCCGAAUAAAAACUCUCAAAGCUGCCAGCGGCUUUGUCGAAGAUGACCUGCACUGCGACAAAUGAUGGCGCCCGCUAAGUGAAUUUCUUCACGAAACUUAGUCUGUGAUACAUCAUGUCGGAUCCGGCCGAUAACUUUGACGAUGAGGACCUGGUGUCGAGCAACCCGAACCAGCGAAACUGGCGCGGAAUUAUCAUCGCAAUGCUGGUCAUCGCUGCGGUCCUGGGGUUGAUAGUCACUUCAGUGGUUUUGCUUACUCCACCGGAUGAUGGGCCCCGGAUCAAAGGGGCCAGGAUUCGACUCCAAGAUGUGCUCAAUCAUGAGUUAACGCCUCUUCGACAUAAUGGCUCCUGGAUCUCUGGCGUAGAGCUGAUGUUCAGGGACGAAUGGGGUGGAAUAAGUGCCAUUAACGCAACAAGUCUAGCCAUCCGAACACUUGUAUCAAAUCAAACACUGAGAAGGCUGAAUCCAAUCAAAUUUUCCAUAUCAGCAGAUGGCCAGUUUAUUCUUCUUGUUCACAACGUUCAAAAGCUCUUCCGGCAUUCAUUUUUAGCUCAAUACUCCAUUUACGAGCUAAAAACUACGGAUCUAUUUCCUCUAUUGGUUGGAGAUGUAAAAGGACAUCCGUUUCUUCUACAUGCAGAAUGGUCAUCCGUUGGUCAAAGUCUCAUCAUAGUCCAUGAUUACGAUAUUUAUUAUAAAACAGCACCAAGAGAUGAAAAAACAUUCCGAGUGACUAGAACAGCCGUGCCGGGAAUAAUUAGUAACGGAGUUCCAGAUUGGCUGUAUGAGGAGGAAAUCCUUGGAACGAAUACAGCUUUGUGGAUGUCUUCGGAUGGCAAUUUGCUUCUGUACGCUUGUUUUAAUGACUCUUUAGUAGGAGAAGUGAAAUUUCCGUGGUACGGCACAUCUGACGACUCACAGCAAUAUUAUCCAGAAAUUCGCAGCCUGAGGUAUCCAAAGGCUGGAACUAAUAAUCCCGAGGUGUCCUUAUUUGUAGCAGAUCUAAGUGAUGUGAGCAAUAUAAAAACGAAGCUUCUGAAACCUCCAAUGAUGUUGGGCCAGACCAAGGGCUACUAUUUUAGUGCCGUGACGCUGAUAAGUUCAAAUGAAGCGUGUGUGGUUUGGCUAAAUAGAGCGCAAAACACUUCCAUGACAACAAUAUGCAAAUCUCCAUUGUGGACGUGUAUAGAGGCGCAGAGAGUUAGUGGCGAGGGUCGGGGUUGGGUGGAUCCACAAAGUGCACCUUUAUUUUCGCCGGACGGGAAUGUUUAUCUAACUCUAGUUCCUGUUCGGGACGGUACCUCCGGCUUCUUUAGACAUAUCGUAUCGGUCAACAUUAAUAAGAAACAUAUGCUUCCCCUCACUCAUGGUACCUAUGAAAUCAACAAAAUCGUCGCUUGGGACCACGAACACCAUCUGGCGUAUUAUCUAGGUGUGCCUUCGGAUGAUCCAGCACAACUGCACCUGUACUCGGUGGAGACGGAGGCGCCAAUCACGGGUGGGCCAAUCGCAAAACCGAUUUGCCUGACGUGUCCAGCCAGUCCGAACGCACCACCCGUCAUCCAUUACGAGGGCGCAUCCACGACCAGCGCCAAAUCAGGAUCCGAUCCCUCGAAAAUGUUCUACGACGCCGAGGAGGAGGUCCAAGAACAGGCGCCUACCAAUGAACCCUCUACGAAAAAGAAAAGGAAAAAAAGUACGUGUAUGUGCGAGGAACGAGAGAAACUGGAGGAGCUUUACAAGCCCUGCACGUACCACAAUGUUGUUUUCAGUCCUGACCUAUCGCACUAUGUUCUCGAGUGCCUAGGCCCUGGUAUUCCAACUGUGAGUUUGUACGCCACAAACCCCAAUGGCAAACCACGUCUUCUCACAAUCUUGCAGAAUAAUACAAAGCUCCAUGAGAGGGUAUCGAAAAUAGCGCUGCCGCAAGUCAAAACGUUUCCUGUUCAAAUUUCUGGUGGCUAUCAGGCACACGUUCGGCUGCACUUCCCACCAGGUUUGAAAGAGGAGGAAAUCACCCGCUAUCCCCUUGUUCUGCACGUUUACGGUGGACCAGGCACUCAACUUGUGACUGACAUUUGGAAAAUAGACUGGGAUACAUACUUAUCUAGCACUAGAGAUUAUAUUGUCGCUCAAAUCGAUGGCAGAGGUGCCUCAGGCCAAGGUUAUCAGAAAUUGCAUCAAGUCUACAAGCGCCUUGGAUCAGUGGAAGUUGCAGAUCAACUAGAGGUUACAGAAUACCUACGAGACAAUCUACACGUCAUAGACAAGAGACGAGUGGCCGUCUGGGGUUGGAGCUAUGGUGGCUUUGUAUCGGCCAUGCUGUUAUCCACACCAAAUCAAGAUGUCUUCCACUGUGGAAUUGCUGUUGCCCCUGUUACUUCUUGGAGACUUUACGACUCAGCGUACACGGAGCGAUUCAUGGGUGUGCCGAAUGUGACAGGAAACUACAAAGGUUACGAGGAAAGUGACCUGUCACGACGAGUGGAAGGAUUCAGAGACAAAAUGUUAUUCCUAGUCCACGGAACCGCUGAUGACAAUGUUCAUCUGCAACAAAGCAUGAUCCUAGCUAGAGCAUUAUCAAACGCUGGCGUGCUUUAUAGACAGCAGAUCUACCCCGACGAAGCGCAUACGUUGAGUGGUGCCAAACGUCAUCUCUACCGGAGUAUGGCCAAUUUCUUCGAUGACUGUUUUCGCAAGCAAGUGCCACCCGACUUCAAGGCGGGACUUCGUAACGGAGGCGGAUCCACGUUUGUAGACCAUUAGUGAUCUCGAUUCAUUCCUCUCUUUAUAUUUCAAUUUUUCUACUCUGAAUUUAUCGUAGAUUCCAAAGUUAUAAUUUCUGCGUUGUGAAACACUGAACAGUGUUCGGUCAAUCAAUUAUCAUUCCGAUAAGAAACUUCUUUAUCAUAGUUUUAUAUCGUUAAGUCUUCUCGAAGUGCAAAUUAUUUACGAUAUGUACUGAGCAAUACUAAUUCUAUUUCUAUCUUUCCCGCUUCAAAUUUAAGAUCAAAAUCAACCUCAAGGUAGACGAACGGAAAAAAAUUAUUCAAACUUUGGAGCCUCAUUUCCAACCGAAAAAUGUUUCAAGAGAGGGAAAGGAUAUAAAUUUCCUGUUUUGUUUGAAGAAAACAGCGAGCGUAAUUUGUAAGUUUUUGAGCGCGUUCCUGAAUAGUGAGCCCUAUAACACCACAAGCUGAAAUGCAUGUGUGCUAAUUUUGUCUCAUUCAAUUUUCGCUCUUAGUCUAUUUUUCAUGGGUGCGUGCUUCAAAGUGAGCAUGCCUAGGUGUCUGAUGAUGUUUCAAUCAUAUGGGGAUAAAAAGUGAAUCAGUAAAGAAUGGUCAUUGAGGUUCUCUAGACUUGUUUUCAGAAAAAUGCAGGUGAAUUCAGAAAGUUACAAGGCAUGUUAAAAUGUAAGAUUGAUCCGUCGCACGUGCUGAAAAUCUCAUUUUGAUGGCUCAUAUGCUAGGUUAAUUAGAAAUUUGUAAAGAAACUCUAAACGUGCACGUCUAAAGUUCAUUGAAUAUUCGCUUUUUGAAACAACUGUAAUCGGUGUUUUGCCUUAUUUCUCAUAAAGUGGCAAUCCUUUUUGAUUUGGAUCGAAGAAAUUUGGUACCAAGACAAACAUUCUACGGGUAUGAUCAUUGAAACACGAUCUUAUAGAUACAGUGACGAUUCUUGCAAUUUGGCAGCAUUAUUUUUCAUCAGUUAAAUCCAUCAUAAAGAGCGAUUUUAGGGUGAAGUAGUGUGCCUCACCAAAAAUUAAUUGUUUCACUUGCAUUUAAAUGGAGCAAAAACAGUGUUGCCAAUUUGCAAAAAUCAUCAUAGGACUAUAUGAUGGGGGAACCCUCGCUGAAAUAUCUGCGAGCUACCUUUUCAGGUAAUUAGUAACUCAAAUGCAACAAAUGCUACAUAAUCGUAAUAUCUUCAUCAUUGAAAGAUACCCUCUGCUGCUGACCAUAGGCUGAUCAGGGGAGCUUUAAAUGUUUGUUUAAAGCUUUGGCGGUUAGAGAGUUAAAAAGUUAAUAUCAUCAAUCGCUUCUCUCAGAAUUUUUUUGUGAAAAGACGUAAUUAUGUCUCAAAUACGGAUUGCCACGAAACAUUUCUAUUAGACUUGCUCUGAAAUCGAGGUGUACGAAUCAAAUCACUCAGAUAAACGGUAUUACUCAAAUAGAGUUAUAAUCAAUAAACGAGAAUGCAAAUGCGUUUAUGAGAAGACUUAGGAAGUACCUUUGAGAAGUCUUGACGAACAAGCAGCCCUCCUCAUUAAUUACUUCCUUUUAUAUCAAAUGACGUUUAAAUAGUGAAUGAUAGUUUGGAUUUAAUAAUCCGUAGUUCGCCUCAUUUCAAGUGUUCCACAUUGUGAGUUAGCAGUGAUAAUGUGCGUAGAGUUUAACAUAGGCCUGCGCUACAUUCACAUGUUGCCAGAGAUACUCACGGCAUACGGCACUUCUUCUUUUAAUGUCCCCAUCGAUGUGGACUAAUGAGACUUAAAUCCGGACUAUUCUUCCUAGAUUGUUUAAAUUUUCAAAUAAAGUUAUUUAUAUUUUUAUUACUUUAAUUUUGAAAUCUAAGUACUUCCUCUGACAUUAAUUAGUGAAAAUCAUUAUGAACUGUUUGGUUUAUCAAAUUAAUAGUUCUUAAACUUGUGAUACAGCUUCAAUUUUCUUUCAUUUUAUUUUUCAUAGUUUUGAAGAUUUAGUAUAGGUGUUUAAAGCGUUAAUUAUAGUUCAGUUGAUGAUUAUUAGUCAUUAAAACUCUUACCCAAAAUAUCAUCCAUUGAGAAACGUUUAGGGUCCUUAUCCCUAGAAUAGGAUACAAGUAGCCCCGAACACUUUAACUUACUUUGCCUUCAAAAUCCUAGUAUUAAAUCUUAUUAUUAUAGGUAGUCUAAAUUUUAAAAUAACUAAUAUUUUCUUAAACAUUAGCGUUGUUAAUUUCUUUGAAGAUGAUCCUUGCAUGGAACUGACUCGACUUCACUUUUUUAUGGGUAUUUGUCUCAAUUUGUUUUUAUUUAAAUGAACACACUCGAUAUAGGUAUCAAUUCUCUCUAAGUUUGCCUCCAGAUAUAUUUAAACCCCUUUAACUCGAAUAUCCUUUUCCCCUAAAAUAGAAAGCUGCAUAUCACAGUGGAGAAUGAAUUAGUAAUUUUUUUACGUUCAUUACAUGCUUCAGGUAGUCGUCAGAAAAAAAUAUUGAGGAGUAAACUGGGAAACUCGCUAGGUUGAAGUUGUAAGUAGUGUAAAGCCUUUGUAACCUGCGCUUACAUGUCCAAAGGAACACACAUUUUAUUCUUGCCAUCGAAAGUUUCAUGGACCCGCGUGUUUUGAAUCAUGUUACCACUGAUAAACGGAAUAACUUGAGGCCAUUGCAUACAUUUAGGCAUACAUUGUUUACAAGUUAGGCAUACAUGUGUUACAAGUUUCUUUCAUCAUUGAGUGGUUGUUUUUUUAUAUCGUUGCGUUAAAGUCACCAGGAAUAUGCGGCAGCUGUUGUCGCUGGUUCUCACGGUGCGGUGGUCCGGUUACGCUGCGGACAAGACCUAACGAAUUAGUAAUCUUGUGCUGGCCUACCAAUAUUUGACUUUGAGACCUCUGCAUAGUCUCUGCAUCGGUGGAAACGCCGAAAUGCUUACGCAACUGUACGUGUUUAGCAGAUAUCUGUUUUGCAGUUUUACAAAUUGAAGGCUUUAUCCUUUAGCACGUGGCAUCACAAAUAGGUUCCUAACAAGAUGAUGAUUUGAGGGCAAAAGAAUAGUUCUCUAAAAUGUUUCUAUAAUUUACUACUUGAAAACUUAAAAAAACUAAAUGAUGAAUCAGCUAUCAUUUUAUGGCGAAACAUUAAAAUACUACGGAAUUUCUGACGAUAGCCGAAGAUGAGGCUUGUAAGUAAAACAAACGGCAAGUGAGUGUUUCCUUUUGGUUUCUUCUUGUUUGCCUCCUCAAUAAUUUCUACCACUUAUUUUUUCUGAUAUCUCUCAGUGGCGAGGCGUGAAUGAUUGACUAUCGAUAUUUCCCCAUUUAAAGCUGUGGCAAAGAAUCGACCAUUAAGGUGUUCGUUGCGAACACCCUGUUUAUCGACCUUUUUCCAUAGGUUAAAUAGUAGAUCAAUCGAUGUAUCGCGAAGCACGCCUUGCCACUGAUAUCUCUGAAUCUUUGUGCUCUUUGUCAUCAUUUCAAAAAUUCACGAGACGUUAUCUAGCGGUGAGGCAACACUGCAACAGUAUUCCCCUUAAUGAAUACUAUAUACAUUUACACAUAAUAAUUGAAACUGCAAUUAUGCAAGCCAAUGUAAAUAAAUUCGUGAGUACAGAGUAAGGCCACUAAUUGUAAAUAUAGUCAGUAUAUGUUGGAGGGCCUUUCUAAAAACUUUAUCACACCAAGUGAAAUUUUAAUUAUCGCUCACUCAUAAAUUUCUUCCCUCACAGUUUAAAAUCCAAAAAUGAACAAAUACAACUAACACAUUGAAAUCAACUGGCUACAUGACACCUCAAUAAUAUGUAAAGUGCACGAAAAAGUCAUGAUGCACAUGUUCUCCCCAGGUCACAAAGUUGAAUACACGUAACAAGCAAGAAUCGAGCAAGCAGAUACCCACAUUUUUUAAUCAUUGACUCGGAAAUAACUAAUAUUGUUGGUGGAUGCUCAAUUAUGUUGUUAAAGUUGUUACUCUUAACAUCACCUGUUACAAUUCUUGGUCUCGAUGAAUGAUUUUUAUAGAAAAAAGAAAGAAAUAUUUUGUGCUUCAAAAUGCAUUCAUGUUCCUUUAAAAUGUCGUAGAUACUUUACGACUUUUACAACUCUCAAGACACGGGUCAAUGAAUUAACAGUCUAUUCAUUGAAAUAAUGAAAGAAGCAUAGGUACAGAGCACUAUAAAUGAUUCUCUUUCAGUCACCAAUUCCUCAAAACUAUGAGUGAUAAUUUACCUUAAAAGACUUUAUUACAAUGCUGUAAUAGGUGCCACAUUCGGCGAGAAUGCUGGAAUAGAAGUAUUUUAGUGAUGACAACUAUUAUUUUUAAGAAUGAUAGAAUAUGUGAUAUAGAUUUUACUUACCUUCUGCUAGUUGAUUAUGAAUGCAAUAAUGUCUUAUGUAUGGCUAAUUUUCUUCUCACUUCAAAAUAAAGUUAUUUUAUCUUCUUUUAUAAU
Molecule: messenger RNA, 7887 nt
Organism: Bemisia tabaci
Lineage: Eukaryota; Metazoa; Arthropoda; Insecta; Hemiptera; Aleyrodidae
Source: RefSeq, a predicted model, not a curated record